Molecule: messenger RNA, 837 nt
Organism: Rhinocladiella mackenziei CBS 650.93
Lineage: Eukaryota; Fungi; Ascomycota; Eurotiomycetes; Chaetothyriales; Herpotrichiellaceae
Exons: 1
Coding region: 1-837 (278 amino acids)
Source: RefSeq, a predicted model, not a curated record
AUGACGUCCUUGAUAUUUGGUUCGAUUUAUCUGGGCCACAAGGGCAUUGUCCACCAUCGUCGCGAGAAACAACGUCAGAAAAACUACGAGCGCUGGGAAGGACUGCGCGACGAGUAUGAUGAGCAAAGAAAGAUAAGCCGGGAAUCUCGGUCUCUGGACAUCCAACGAACAGGGCCAGAUUACAACAGGGAUGUUGAGAUCGACAGACCAAUCCUGACCCUGCGUGAUCAACAAGAAGCAAACGAUGCACGCACUAGCUGGCGACCACAAGAAAGCUGGGACCUUCCUGCAGACAAUCGAAGGGCCAGCGUUGAAGUGACCGCGGGCACCGGUCUAAGACCAGUAAUGAAUCAUAAAACUGGAUCGACUUGGGACGAAGGCAUGCCACAACCGCUGAGAGUAAGUCGACGAAAUUGGGACGACUACCAGCCUGCAAAUCUGAGUGGAAAUGUCAGUCGAAGUGGGAGUCUCCGAAAUCCUAGUGGAGCGAAUACCCCUCGGGAUCGGAGUGCCAGCAACACGCCAUCACUGAACAAAAAGCCCUCUCCUCGCCCGGAUGUGGCAUCACCAACGAGCACUUCUCAUCCUCAUCCUUCUAGAAGCGUCAGUGUCCCUACUCCACUCGUACAACAUGAGUACAUCGAGCCUAUUGAGUAUGAGACACCGGGCGGACGUAUGGCUGAACUUAUCGAGAUGGGAGAUUCACAACGACCGACACCGUUUCCCCAACAAAUGCCACCAUCGUAUGCGGGUUUCCAGCCAAGCCAUUACGGUUCCUCGACUAUUGCCACGCAACAGAAGUCCGAUGGCAUGGAAGAAUGGUGGAAUCGACCUUGA